Molecule: messenger RNA, 3002 nt
Organism: Drosophila takahashii
Lineage: Eukaryota; Metazoa; Arthropoda; Insecta; Diptera; Drosophilidae
Gene: Pkd2
Product: Polycystic kidney disease 2
Biological process (GO): detection of mechanical stimulus
Cellular component (GO): membrane
Molecular function (GO): calcium channel activity
Source: RefSeq, a predicted model, not a curated record
CUGUGUUAGAGCGUGCAACUUGAAACAUUACAUUUUUUUCAUCGUGAAAAACUUGCGAAAAAACACAAAUUUCCAUUGAAAAUGGCCCAGCAAGGCCAGGGUGGAAGAGCCGGAGGUGGACCGCCAGGACCUCCUCCACCUCGCCCACCGAAAACGCCGCCGGGCACAUCGCCUCGUGGAACGCCAGUGGCUGUGCCCACUCCGGGCGAUGUGACUCCGGCUCGCGGACCUCCGCCUCCUCCGGCGACCAAACGCGUCUCGAUUGGCAUGGGAACGGAUAGGCCGGCUUCCAGCAGAGCCGCACGUACUGUCUCGCCUCCAGCAACGGAUGCUCCAGUAACAGAUCCUCCUGUAUCAACCGGAAAAUCUCCUAGGACUGGAUCAUCAUCUCCUGGAAAACCAGCUAAAGAUACAGUUCCUUCUUCAACCCCUCGUAGCAGUCUUCCGGAUUCUGGUGCGGCGGCAACGGCCAGAACAACUGUUCGGGAUGCCGGUCCCUCCUCAUCACCAGCGUCCACGCGUCGAGCUAGCAUUCAGGAUCCCACAACCCGACGAUCAAGCGUUGAUGGCUCUCCCAGGAUAUCUUUUCAGGAAGCAGGACCCUCGACAUCAGCCAAAGCUAAAGCUCUUAAGCUAGCCGCCACCGCCGAAGCGGGUGCAGCGAAGCCUUCGCUGAAGGAAAGACUUAAAAUAUUUAAGAGGAAGAAAAAGGACGAGAGCCCGGAAACCUCAUCGCCGGCAUCCCGUGAGCAUAGGACCGCUUCGGUAACGGGGACAUCCGGAACGCAGAACAGGACCAAGACGAACCGCAUCCUCUACACCACUGAUGAGGAGGUGCGCGAAGCACUCAUAGAGUUUUCCGUAUUCAUCAUUUUUCUGAUCCUAACAUCUCUAGUUGUAUUGUCUGUCCGUCACUCUUACAUGUUCUAUUUCAAUGACACGAUGAAGAAACUGUUUACGACUCGCGAAUUGGUGGUGGCUCCUUCGGUCACCGUGUGUUUUGAAAAACUGAUCACGGUGCCUGAUUGGUGGGACUACCUGAUAUAUAAUUUUCUGAUAACACUUCACGGCGAUAUGACAUUUUUGGACGGCGAACCAGCGGAUAAUAGUACGGCCAAUGAGGAACCACAAAUCGAUGACUAUCCUGACGAGUCACCUGGGGAAUAUCCAGGAGGUACUCCGCAGGUGGGCAGGUUGCAAGAGGGUUUCAAAUAUCGAGCCAGUCCCAACGCGGAGUGGGAGGCGCGGGCCAGACCUGUCCGGCAGGCGGAUUCGGAAGAGAGCGUCGAGAGCGGGCAGGAAAAUGUACCAGAUCAACAGGAUCAUGCGGAUGACAGUCACAGGCACAGCAAUAUGUCUUCACAUCACCUGGAGGGACGCGUCUUCUUGUACGAGAACCUGCUUUUGGGACCGCCUCGUCUUCGGCAGAUUCGUGUGCGAAAGGAGAGCUGCUAUGUGAACGACGCCUUUAUCCGAUACUUCAACACCUGCUAUGCGGCCUAUUCAUCCGGAGCGGAGGAUCGCAAGCCAAUGUAUAAGGGCUCGCCCUACCGGACCAUGAAUGACCUUGAUUCCACGCCCAUCUGGACGGUACUUGCUUUCUACCGCACCGGCGGAUAUACGGUGAACUUGGACUAUGACAAAGAUAAGAACCUAAAGACCAUCAGCGAACUGAAGGACAUUCAUUGGCUCGACCGGGGCUCGCGACUCUGCCUGGUUGAGUUCAAUUUGUUUAACGAAAAUACGGACAUUUUUCAGAGUGUUAAGUUGAUAGCGGAAAUUCCACCAACGGGUGGAGUGAUACCCCAGGCCCACUUGCAAACGGUUAAGCAGUAUUCCUUCUUCACGGACCACAGCAUGACCAUGACUGUAAUCUACAUAUUCUGGUAUAUUAUGAUUGUAUACUAUACCAUUGAUGAAAUCAACGAAAUGCGCAAAUCAGGAAUUAAAAUUUACAUCUUAUCGAUGAUAAAUCUUCUCGAUUGUUUUAUAUUGCUGGGUUGUUAUCUUGCUUUAGUAUACAAUAUUUGGCACACUUUUAAAGUUAUGUCCGUCACUUCGAAAGCCCGUGCCGAAUUAGCCUAUCAAAGUCUGGAUGUUCUGUGUUUCUGGAACAUAAUUUACGUUGAUAUGAUGGCUGUUUUGGCCUUUCUCGUGUGGAUCAAAAUAUUUAAGUUCAUCAGUUUCAACAAGACUCUGGUGCAGUUUACGACGACACUAAAAAGGUGCUCCAAAGACUUGGCCGGUUUCAGCUUAAUGUUUGGCAUCGUCUUUCUGGCCUAUGCCCAGUUGGGACUUCUUUUGUUCGGCACCAAGCACCCGGACUUCCGUAACUUCAUUACCUCCAUUUUGACCAUGAUAAGGAUGAUUCUGGGUGAUUUCCAGUACAACCUUAUAGAGCAGGCGAAUCGAGUUCUGGGUCCCAUUUACUUCCUCACCUACAUCCUGCUUGUGUUUUUCAUUUUAUUGAACAUGUUCCUGGCCAUUAUUAUGGAGACGUACAACACGGUGAAAAGUGAAAUCACCCAGGGACGCAGUCACUUGGGCUCCUAUAUCUACAGGAAACUGACAGGAAUAUUAUACUGGAUAACCCACUGUGGGCGAAAGAGACGAUCUCAACCUCCGAAGAGUGAUGACGAUGAAAAGGAAGCUGAGCAGGACGCCACUGCCGCCCAGGAAGAGCCACAGGAGACGCGAAAGAACCUGUCGCCAGCAGAACAACGCUACUUUCAGGAUAUUCCACCGGGAGAAAACCAUGAUAUGGUUCGUAUGAAUAAUCGUGUGGGCCUGCUGGAGGAAAUUCUGGAAAAGUUAAUCACCAAUAUGGAUGAUAUUUUAAAACGCGUCGAGAAAGAACGCCAUACAAAGAAGAAAUAAGAAACCUGGAAUUAUUAAGUCAUCUAUUACAUUUAAAAAUGGGUUCUGUUGUUCAAUUUUAUUAGAGUUCUGUUUCUGUUAGAAUUUGAUUAAAUCAGAAUCUAUUAAACAAUCAUUAAAACUCA